Messenger RNA from Ceratina calcarata, 5933 nucleotides. Its product is annotated as centrosomal protein of 162 kDa. Gene Ontology annotation, cellular component: axonemal microtubule; centriole. Gene Ontology annotation, biological process: cilium assembly. Lineage: Eukaryota; Metazoa; Arthropoda; Insecta; Hymenoptera; Apidae. The transcript has 6 exons. The coding region runs from base 204 to 4484 and encodes 1426 amino acids. The record is from RefSeq and is a predicted model, not a curated record.
AAGUGAUGGGCAUGAUGGGCAUGUGAGUUCCUAGUCUCAGACAUGACACAUGACCACUCUCUCGGCUCUCUCGUUUCUCGUUUCCUCUCUCUCUGUCAAAACUAACAAACAAACAAAAAGUACGGUAAGUGUCAAACGAUUUCGAGAAGAUGAAUGAUCACUUGAAUUACGUCGUUGAAGAGUACUAUUAACGUACAGUCCGAAUGUCUUCGCACUCGCAGAAUUCGCCUCGUUACGAGGAAAUCUCAGACGAUGAUACUCUGGGUACUUCUAUCAGUCUUAGCGUAGGAGAGAAUUCGAUUCGAAUAAAAGAGAAAUCUAAAGGAAAAAAAGAUCAGGAAGAGAAACAUGAUGAAGGGAAAUGGUGGCUGAAAAAACCAGAUACCUGGCUCGACGUUCCUCAGGCUAUUGCCGUAGAUGUGAACGCAAAACAGUCCCCAUCUCCCUCGCCUGAUGUUAGUUCAUCUAUGAAAGAAUUCCUUGAAAAGGAAAAGAUGUGCAAAGCUAUGCAUAAGAAUGAGAUUGAAACGAAAGAGAAAGAUGACACGUUAUGCGAUAUUUUGGCAUCUGCAGCUUUCGACAAAUAUCCUUCUGAUUUUGAGAAUGCGACUGACGACGAUAUAGGUAGUAUUUUAGAAGAAAUGAGUAAGAUCGCUGGAGCAUUCAGCCCAAAUUCAGCUACUGAUCGAUCGAAGUCCAGGAACUCAAUCAAAACUCUUACGGAAGAAGAGAAGUCUGUGGAAGAACUGUUAGAGGAGGCAGAAAAACUUGUGAGAAAGAAUAGUAGUAGUUUAUCUAAGAGUGGAUCAAAAUCUGAGACUUUAGUACCUGAGAAUAUCACAGAAGAAAACGUAGAGAGUCUUAGCAGGGUUAGGCAAUUAGAAGCAGAUAUCUUUCAACUGAUAGAAGAAGAGGUGCACAAGGAGACUGAAAAAAUCAAAAAGAGUCCGAGGAACGAGAAGAAGAGAGACGGCAGUCCCGGGAUCGAAAUUUUGUACGAGAACUUGAAUAGUUUCAAAUCUCCGAAGACUUUGGAAUUACAGAAGAGAAAAUUCGAGGAACAGAAGGUAGAGGUGUCUAGCAGUUCCGAUUUAGACGAUCCAAUUGAGAAACACUCCAAGUCGGAAGAGUUGAAGAGUACAAGGAAGAUAGAAUCGGACAAGGACAAUUUACAAAAAGAGAUAACUGACGUGGAUAAGGAUUUUUUCGAAGAUUUAUUGAGGAAGUCCAAGGAAAAAGCCGAAGGUAAUAUGUCCGGCAGUUCGAGCUUCGGACAAGAGGAUUUCUCGCACUUCUUGAAACUUCUGCAAGGCCAGACCGAUAAAAGAGAACAAGGAUCGGCCGAACCUAAUCCCGUCCAUCCUUUCCUUUCGAAACCUGAGAACGAAAGGCUGGACGGGGAACCAGCGAACACUAAUAGUCCCGUGUUUCCCGAGAAGGAAAUUUCCGACAUAUUAAACAAGGAGCUACCUCAGGAGAAACCAAAAGUCGUGCACGAAAUCGUGGAUUCGGAUUCUUCGAUGAAAGACGAGGAACAGAAGCAACCUGAAGACAUUAGCAACAAGAAUGAAUCGAAGACGUCUCCGAAGAUUAGUAAGAAAGAAUCUACUUCUAAAGAAGAAUUAUAUACAGUUGAUCUCACACCAAGAUUAGAAUUAUUUGCAGACGCGAUUCCGAAGUUAUUAGCCGAGAAAUCGACGAAAGACGCGGCGCAACAAAACAAGGAAGAGUCUGCGGAAGAACCGAAGGCAACGGUACGGAAAACAAUCUCGAGCAUCGAAAUCAAAUCUAGUAGUAGCAUCCCAAGCACUCAUCGUAGUACCGUGGAACGAAAAUCCGUUCACUCGGCUGGUACAUCGGUGACGAGCAACAAAUCGCAGAAGAAGGAGUUGAAGUUCUCCAAGUCGAAGAGUUACGAUCAGAUUUGCAAGCCACCGUUCAGGGCUUCGGUAGAAAAUCUGAGGAAACCUUCGGAUGCCACGAAGAAACCUUCUAAUUGUUUAAUUAGACGGUCGCCAACGCUGAAGCCGAAGUUGCAGCCGACGGUGAAACCACUCGCGAAACUUCCAGCAAAACCUAAAACAUCCUUCAAGCCAAAGAAAGAUCCCGUCAAGAGUAGUUCCACUCUCACUUUGUCUUCCAUUUACAAAACCAAAUCGCCGGAAACUUACGCGAGAACAAUGGCUGGUGGCGAUACGAAAAGUAAUUUAAUGAAAACGAACUGGGAACUCUUGUGCCGUGAAGAGAGGCAUAAAAAUGCGUUGCUGAAACAACAAUUGGAUUCAGAGGUGAAAACGUACAAGACUCAAAUCGACAAUAUGCGCAUCACUUUUGAGGAGGAAUUAUUUGCAUUGAAGAAGCAGAAUAUCAUAUUAAAAGCAAAGGUAGACGAGCUCUCCCUGAACGAGAAGCGUCCCGAUCCUCAGCCGAAGAAAGACACGAAGAUCAUGCUCUUGGAGAAGGAACUACAGAAGCAAGAGAAUUUGAUUCAAGCAUACGAAACAGAGAACAAAAAACUGAUGCAAGAUACGAAGAAGAUGCAGGAGGAGAUGAAGCAGUUGCAGAAGCAGAAAAGCACUGCUGUUGAGUCGGGCAAGAUGCAAGAACUCGCGGAUAAAGUAAAGGAUUUGCAGGAGCAGACUCUGAAGUUAAACCUCGAAGUUACAGAUCUCCGAGAGAAGAACGCUGAUUACUUACUGAAGAACGAAGACCUCAGUCAACAGAACAGUUUACUGAACGACGAACUGGAGAUGUUCAAGGAACAAUUGAGAGCGAAGAGUAAUUUCAUCGCUGAUAGAUUGCAAGCAACGACCACCGCCGAGUUGGAAUUUAAGAAACAAGUCGAAGACUUGAGCGUGAAAUUGAGCUCGAAGACAGAACAAUUGAAGAUAGUGAAACACGAGUUCGAUAGGAUUCAACAGAACAUACUUCCGUUGGAGAAAGAACUUCUAGAGUUAAGAGUAAAAGAAGGCAACCUUCAAGAAAAAUUACACGUGUCCAGGAGUCACGUGGAACGCGAGAAGCAGUUGACACAGAAGUUGAAAGACCAGGUGAUCCUCGAUAGCAAGAAGAUAACAGAUUUGAACAGACAGAUUCGUGAGAUGGAGAGGAUACUUAAAAGAAAGAACCCAGAUUCUGUAUCCGCGUUGAUAUUGACCGCGAAUUCGGAGCAGGAGAAAAUCGGUUCGGAAAAGGUGAAACUGUUGGAAGAACGGAUAGCUAGUCUAGAGAACGAGAUCAAAGCGAAGGAUGAAUUGGCGCAACAGAAACUGGUCGAAUUCCAAAAGAAAUUCUCGGACAUGAAGGAGAAAUACUCGACGCAGAUCAUGGAACUCGAGGGAAAAUUGUUGGAGGCUAACAUAAAAGAACAAAAAGUGUGCAACGACAUGUUUACGCAGACCACGUUGAAAGUUGUGGAGAAUAAAGGAGUGGAAACUCUCAGGAAGGAAGAGAGAGCGGGAUCUUUUGAAAAAGAUGAGAAGAAGGAUCAGAGAUCAGAGAAAACCAUCAAGGCUGUUCCGAAGACGCAGAAUUGUAAGGAAGACGCGUAUCUUAUGGCAACGAUCCGUGGAUUGAAAUUAGAGCUCGCGAGUAAAGAUAAAGCGCUUUCGAAAUUGACCAAGGAGUUCCAGGAGGUGCAGAAAACGAAUAGGAGAUUGCAGAAGGAAAGGGAGAAACUGUUGAACGACAGAAGAUCCGUGAAGACGGACUUUGACCGGAUGAACCGCGGCAUGGUGUCCUCCGAUUCGAAGUUACUCAAUCUGAAGUUCACCGAUGGGAACGAUCAGAACUCGAACAUUUAUCAGAACGGGCACGUAUCCGAUGCUAACUCUCAACGAUUGUCCGCCUCCGUGCAUAAGCUUUACGAUCCGAUGCAAUACACCGAGAACGGGGAUUCGAAUUUGGUUAAGAGGCUGACGGACGAGAACGACAUUCUGAAAGAGGAACUCAAUAAAAUGAACAAGGACUUCAUGGCUUUGAAGAAUAAGAGACUCCACGAUUUGAAUCUCUUGCAGGAGGAACACGAACGGGAAAUGGCGACACUGCUUAAGGAGUAUAGCGUGAAGUUCGGAGACUCUAAAGUGGUAAAGUUACAGGGUCAGAUAAAUACACAAGUGGCUGUGAUAACUCACUUGAAGCAACAGAUCGAAAAACUGAGGGAUUACAAAGAACAGGUCGUCGUGUUGAAGGCUGAAAGGGAUCACUUGGAGGAGAAAGUAAAGACUUUGAACGAAAAAGUCAAGUACUUGUCAACGCCGAGCACGGAACAGUUGCAGUUGCUGCAGGACAAGAUAACGAUCCUUCAGCAGCGGCACGAGAGCCGUGAGAUGACAUUGCAAAGUUUGGUGCGCGAUUUGCUCAGAAAUAGAACCCAGUGUAAGGACUGUAAGAAUGAGAAGGGUAAAAAUCGACAAUUAUGCUAUUUCCGUAAAGAGCUCGACCAUAUCCUAGGCAUGCUCCAAGAGAUCGCCAACGUUCAUUAAUGAAAUGAACUAGACUAGACGGGUGCCGAGCGGUGCUCGUGAGACGAUCCGCAGAUCGAGAGAUCGAUUGGCGGUGAUCAACAAUUUCUUCGCAAUCGGGCAUUGUGAUAACUCGGGUAGAUCCGAGUGUGUUAGAUCGAAUCAUUAGGUUUCUUUGUUAGGAGAUAAUUGACGUUGUUAGGCACUUCAUACGUGUGUUAGCCACAUUUAAAAGAAAAGUUUGGUCGAUGUUUUUUAUCGACCCUUCGUGAGAAGUGACAAGAUCAGUCAUUCAUGGUCGCUUUUGCAAUAUGUUUUAGUCAUUCUUAUAAUCGUAAGAUUACGGAGUAUAUAAUUCAGUGAAAUCAUAUCGAUCCUGGGGAAAGUUCGCGCAAAAUGAUCGACUGGGAUCACUGCCAAAGUUAGAAACAAAAGAGAACAAAAACAGUGGAAUAAAUAAAAGGAGUUACCGUUUUAUCGUAACUUCUCGACAUUCCUAUUUUUGCCACUCGUGCGUGCGACACGCACGAGACUACGUCCAAUAUAGUCAGUUUAACAAAAGUAUGAUAAUUAGUCGAAUAUCAAACGAGAACUGUAAUAUUUUGAUCUAUAUUUAAUAAGAGGCAGACUUUUUAUUUUAUCUAAUAACGUAGGAUUAAAAUCUGAAAAUAAAAAUGAAUUAAGAUCAACUCGACUGCUUCCAAUCCGGAAACUAUUUAGCUUGUACUUACUCUCGGGAUUAUUCGACGAGAUCUCUGAUAGGUAGACAAAAUGUAGUGGAAGUAACUUUGACCCUCUAUAAUAAAAAUUAUAAUCGAUCAGUAACAAUUAAUUGUGAUAGGAACAAAAGAUAUUUGGCCAAAAUAAAUUACAGAAUAGUUUCCAGGUGAUUUACAACGCGUAAUAGAGGGUUGGGGGAAAUAAGAGUAUCUUCCAAAGUCGCGUAGGAUUUAAUUUUUUAUAUGAGGCUUUAUCAGGAUAAUAAGCGCGUCGUACUAAUCGCGAUAAUUGUAUUUAUUUCACUAUUUAUAACUCAAUCAUUUUUCGCCAUCAACGAAUCCAUCUUCAAUCGAGUCGUCCACUUGUAUUGUAUUAUACAUAUAUUUAUAUACACUUUAGGGAGUGAAUGAAUUCAUUAAAGGUUUUAGUGGUCACGUAUACGCACGAUAUUUGAGAUUCCAUACGAAUGAGGCACAUGCAUAUCGCACAACGUCGACGUAUCCUAGUACUGAAGGAUCGUAAUCAGUAAUUGGUUUUACAAGGUGAUCGUAGUGUGCAGUUGUUUUCGUUCAGGUCCUGCCUGUCUUAUCGAAUCAUUGUAAUCAGAGUACAGUUACUUAUUCAAGACUGGAUAUACGUCGAGAUCGCAGCAUUUUUUAAAAUAUAAUUACUUUUAAGCCAUCGACAGCCGCAAUGUACAAACCCAUGAGAUUAUGACUUUAAUAAAUUUACUUCUCGUCUCUUUGAUCA